UAGCGUAGCGCAGUAUAGACUGCAGAACGUAAGGGUAAUCGAAUCCACUUACUUACAGAUUAGAGGCCAUUAAAUCGGACUCAGCUAAAUCAAGCCUUUGAAUCGAUCCAAUCGGCAUUUGAAUUCAAAGUCCCGCGACAAAAAGCUUCAACCCAGAGUACUUUUUUGAAAAAGCACAAGCAAGCAUAAUAAUAACAGAAGGGUUAUUCAACCCACAAGUGCCGGCCAGAACUAGAGGUAUUAAAAAUCCACAGGUGACAGCAUGAGUACUCUUCGGAUUUGCCAGGCUGUAUCGCUGAAUCCCAAUGGUCUUGUGAAAGAAGUACUGACACCGUCCACCAGGAUUUGUUUGAUGGGUUGCCAGGAUGUGAAGCCCAAUGAGUUGCGUCGUUUUCCAGUCCACGAUCCCGAUCGCUGCAAACAUUGGCUGCGUCAUUUCGGCGUCAGCGAUAAACUGGUAGAUCAACUCGGCGGCCUGCAAAAGCUGCGCAUCUGCUUCAGACAUUUUAGCCAACGCCAGGAGAUGGCCAAAACGCGCAUUAAGAUGACGCCGCUGCGCAAGUCCUCCAAGGGGAUAAUAGUACUACCCAAUAAUGGAGGGAAGGGAGGAGGAGAGGGAGGAGCUGGGAGCGGUCAAGUCAAGCCGGCAGUGGCGGUGGCUAACACCACCAUUGAACUUGUAGAGAGCCCAACCAGAGAUCUGGAGAAGAGUCACCAGGCCAAGAAGCCCAUUUCCAGCAUUAUGCCCAUGCCCCAGCGUUCCCACUCCAUCAGCUCCUCGGCCUCCAGCGAUGUGCAGUCAAUAAACUCCGAUUAUGAAGCUUCUCUACCAUUUACCACCCUGGAGGAUUCCCAGAACCACUUGGAGAAUGGACAGACCAAGAAGAGGAAACUCUACGUGAUCACCGAGAAAUCAAAUGAGACCAACGGUCAUGCUCCGGAGUCCAAUGGACAGCCCAAAAAGCGCAAGAUGUUCGUGGUUGUGGAGCAGGACAAAGAAGCGGCUGGCAAGAAAUUGAUGAUUAUGACCGACAAACCGCAGGCCAAUCUUACCCAGCAUUUGGAGAAACUAUUGCCCGAAAUACUGAAUCGCAUACAGGACAAAGAACAGAAGCAGAUCAAACCAACUCCAGUGGUGGUAAAAUCCAACCCAGCGGUAAACAAUCGCAGACCACAAAUAACAUUGCCGCCCAAGAAGAACCCCACUAACUUUGUCAAGAUCACGCCGACUGCAAGUCCAGAGCCAUCGCCCAUUCAGAUGCCAGUUCCAAUUGCAAAUACCAAGAUCGUAAAGAACGAAAAUUUGGAAGAGAAAAUCAAUUCGGAGGAUAUCGAGACGAACAUAAAUCUAUCGCCUGACUUUCGCUUUCUAAUGAAGAUCCUUCCUAAAUUGGAACAGUUGCCCGAGCCACACAAGCAGAAUGUAAAGCGCUCCAUCCAGAUAUUCGUUGAGAAGAGCUACAGUAUCUACGGCAACAAGGAUUAGUUACCAGUAUUUCAUCAUUCAUUCACCGAUUUAAUUUCCAUUUCAUGUGAAAAAGUUCCCAUUAUUUUCGAAAGAAUCGUACAUAUAAAAGGCAUUUCAUUACGUUGUCUAAGACUGAAACAGACCAAUUUAAUUUGUAAGCCAUCGCAGAGCUGAAGCAGCUCCCCAUUUAGAUUUGUAAGCCAACCCUAAAUUUAAUGUUACCCCGCUGGAGAUGGGUACAUUUUGAAAGAGUUAAGCCAUAAAAAGAAUUACCAUGUUUGAAGUCCUUUCUAUAUUGAAUAUAUGAAAGCUUUAUGUAAGCCCAACAAUGAAA
Drosophila rhopaloa is the source of this 1802-nucleotide messenger RNA. RefSeq lists its product as uncharacterized. The record is from RefSeq and is a predicted model, not a curated record. Bases 263 to 1486 code for a protein of 407 amino acids. The transcript is spliced from 4 exons. NCBI's taxonomy places the organism in Eukaryota, Metazoa, Arthropoda, Insecta, Diptera, Drosophilidae.